Messenger RNA from Aspergillus ibericus CBS 121593, 1308 nucleotides. RefSeq names its product F-box domain protein. The transcript is spliced from 2 exons. The record is from RefSeq and is a predicted model, not a curated record. NCBI's taxonomy places the organism in Eukaryota, Fungi, Ascomycota, Eurotiomycetes, Eurotiales, Aspergillaceae. Gene Ontology annotation, molecular function: protein binding. Bases 1 to 1308 code for a protein of 435 amino acids.
AUGCCCUCCCACGAGAAGACCGACCUGUAUCUGUUUCACGAUCUCUGCUGGCAUCGUCUUUGGCAACACUUCAGCCCCGAGGAAGUCCCUCUGAUCUGUCUCUACGAGGCCUUAGAAUGUUUACCAUUUCCCGUGGGAGGCCGUCUAUGGCCCGCGAGAGAAUUACCAACCAGCCCAGAGUGUCUGCCAUGGUACCAUCCCCACGAACACGACCGUACCGUCCGCAAUGGCCAUUUCGGCCUCCCCUCCCUUGACGAGCUCAUGCGGUUUGCAAAAAACCCCCCUACGCCAUUAGCCACGACCACAAACCAACCGACCCUCCCACCUCCCCGAAUGAAUCAUCGCCAACGACUCCCGCUGGAAAUCAUCGAAAUGAUCGGAACACUCCUGCCGACCCGAGACAUGCUCCAUCUCCGCCAGGCAUCCCGUGCCGCCACGCCCCUCUUCUCCAGCCUUCCCUUCUGGCGAUCUCGAUUCACCAUCAACGGAGACCGCGGAUUCCUCCUCCCCGUGAUCGAGCAACUCACCCCACCCCGCCGCCAAUCCCUUGACUGGAGACUCCUCUACCACAGCACCUGCAAACUCACCUGCAGCAGAUGGUUCCAAUUCGAGAUUCACGCCUGGGAAGCCCUGCGCUGGCUCCGCGACACCGCAGUAGCCAUCCACCGAGGCCGAACCCCCCCGCUCGCCUUCCGCGGCAACGCCCUCCACCAUUACCACCACACCACCUACCGCGACAUGCAUCUCGAAUCCGUCAACCUCGGCCCAUCGCUCCGCCAAAUCGCCAUCUCCGUGCUCCAAGACAUCGGCGAAGUCUAUAUCACGGGCAUGGAAUUCAUCUUCGAUGAUCGUCCCCCGGCCAUGCUGGGGUAUACCACCCCCGGCGCGAAACCCGCAACAGUGGAUACGUACGCGAACGGGUACGAUGCGCAGGCCGAUUGGCCCUACCCCGGGAUUCGAGUCGUAUGGGAGAUUCGUACGCGGUUGCGGGGAAUCGCGGUACAUCGGGGGUUGGAUUGUGUGCGGGGGGUGAGUAUCAUCCAGGAUGGGAUGCCGGGGCGGGAACAGGAUUAUGUUUACUCGGUUGGAUGUUUUGUUCGGGUGACGGUUCGGGAAGCGGAGUGGUUUUUGGCCCUCGAGGAGGUGAGGCGGGUGGUUGCGGUGUUUGAUAGCCGGAAGAUGAUUGAUAUUGGGGUUUUGGGCGUGGGAAGGAGGCGGGUUGAGGAACAGACUCGUGAGAAAUGGGAGAGGCUUAUUCAUGUCUUUAGGAGGAAUGGUACUGUACCUGCUAGUCUUGAAUUCAGAUGA